This is a messenger RNA of Scaptodrosophila lebanonensis, 3174 nucleotides long. RefSeq names its product ELAV-like protein 2. The transcript is spliced from 11 exons. The record is from RefSeq and is a predicted model, not a curated record. Bases 383 to 1681 code for a protein of 432 amino acids. Gene Ontology annotation, cellular component: ribonucleoprotein complex. Gene Ontology annotation, molecular function: RNA binding. Lineage: Eukaryota; Metazoa; Arthropoda; Insecta; Diptera; Drosophilidae.
AUAUAAAACUGUUUUGUUUUGGUUUUCGUGUCUAUUUUUGUUGGGUAUUAAACAAAACACAUACAUAUAUAACAAAGCUAAAGUGUUUCAUAAUCGCGUUUAAAACGAUCUAUCGAUUAACUUUGGACAUACAUAUAUCGUAGUUCUUCUUAAUGUACUACGCGCGCGCCUAGAAUUACGCAGCAUUAAAAGGUUUACUUAGGGUUCUCCCGAUUCGAAUGCUUUUUUAUUACACAUUUACGUCGAUUGCUCAUCGUGUGCAUAGUGUGUAGAGAUUUUAAAUCGUGAACCAGCAGUAUUAUCUUUUUUCGACAUCAAAGAAAAACUGUGUUAAGCGGUCUUUUCGAUUAACCAAGUUAACACAAAGCUCUAUAACUUCAAUAUGGUCGAGGGGCAAGCUCAGGUUCAGCAGCCGCAACAAUCCGGUUCUGCGGCUGCCGGUGGUGGCGGUGGCUCAGUCAGUAACAGCUCCACCAACCAGGCUCAGCAAAAUGGUGGCGGAGUCUCUGUUUCGGGUGCUUCAGCCAGCACAGGAUCCACUACUGUUGCCGCCUCAAAUGCUGCAGUCAACAACAAUAAUAAUAAUAACAACAACAACAACGCCACCACAAACAAUAAUAAUAAUGAGCCCGAUCCUAAGACAAACCUGAUCGUAAACUACUUGCCACAGACGAUGUCGCAAGAUGAGAUACGCUCGUUGUUUGUUAGCUUCGGCGAAGUGGAGAGUUGCAAGUUGAUUCGCGACAAAGUCACAGGCCAAAGUUUGGGAUAUGGCUUCGUAAACUAUGUAAAGCAGGAGGAUGCGGAGAAAGCCAUCAAUUCACUGAAUGGCCUGCGUUUGCAGAACAAAACCAUCAAAGUAUCUAUUGCUCGCCCCAGCUCGGAGAGCAUUAAGGGCGCCAAUUUAUAUGUUUCGGGUCUUCCAAAGAAUAUGACACAGUCUGAUCUGGAAUCGUUAUUUAGUCCUUUUGGAAAAAUUAUAACUUCGCGCAUACUCUGUGAUAACAUCACAGAUGAACACGCGCCGGAAGCUGUGUCUGAUGACUUUCCCGAUGCCAGUCUUUCUAAAGGCGUCGGCUUUAUACGUUUCGAUCAGCGUUUUGAAGCUGAUCGAGCCAUCAAGGAGCUCAACGGUACUACACCUAAAAACUCAACCGAACCGAUAACCGUCAAGUUUGCAAACAAUCCGAGCAGCAACAAAAACAGCAUGCAGCCCCUGGCCGCAUACAUAACUCCGCAGAAUACUCGUGGUGGGCGUGCAUUUCCGGCAAAUGCAGCAGCUGGAGCCGCAGCGGCAGCAGCAGCAGCAGCCAUACAUCCCAGUGCAGCAGGACGUUAUGGAUCCGUCAUUUCUCGCUACUCGCCUCUCACAAGUGAUUUGAUCACGAACGGCAUGAUACAAGGCAACACCAUUGCCAGUUCUGGAUGGUGCAUUUUUGUGUAUAACCUGGCGCCAGAAACAGAGGAGAACGUCUUGUGGCAGCUGUUUGGACCCUUCGGUGCCGUGCAAUCCGUCAAGGUCAUACGCGACUUGCAGAGCAACAAGUGCAAGGGCUUUGGUUUUGUAACCAUGACAAACUACGAGGAAGCCGUAGUGGCUAUACAAUCGCUUAAUGGCUACACCCUUGGCAAUCGGGUACUACAAGUCAGUUUCAAGACAAAUAAAACGAAGCAAACGUAAUUAUUAACGAAGUUGGCUGCUGUUGUGAAUGCCAAUGCAGCGGCUGCGGCGCUAGCGGCCAACAGUUUUGUGUUGAAGCAUCAGAGCGCCUCAACCGGUGGCAACGCCAAUACCCUACACAAUUUUACUAAAUACUCGUAUGUCAAUCCGCAACUUUUGAUUCACAACCACAACCACAAUUUCAAUGGUAAUACCAACAGCAGACACAACAAUACAAAGAGUGAGCAACAACAACCACAACGAAGACAAAAACCAAUGGCAUCAAACAGCAGUAAAAACAGUAGUAGCUUCAGCAAUAAGCAACAAUUAUUGCCACCACCACCACCACCAAGUAAAUGUCCAGCAUCAAACACAACUACACCCACAAACAGUCGUCAGAUUAAACCACCUUCAACAAACUGUAGCAGCAACGAAACAACCACAUCAACAACAACAAAAAAUUCAACAGUGACUUCCAUCAGUUCUACAAACGCUAGCACGGACGCCCACGAUGUAUUUGCAUCUUCAUCCUCUGCCUCAUCUACUUCGACAAAUAUUUUGAAGACAUCGACGAAGUUCAUAUAUAACAAGCCACAGAACCAUUUUGAGCUGCUGCAGCAACAGCUUCAGUUACAACAGGAGUUCGCACAGUUUCUGACUAAUGUGGCCAACAGCGCCAACUCGAGCGCUGUCAGCGGCGCAAGCGGUGGUGAACAUAGCGGUGGCAUUGGGAGCAGCUCCGCGGGCGCAGCUGCCAACAAAAGCUCAAAUUUUCAAUCGUCGUAUAAUAUGCCCUCGUGGUCUAAUUGGUUUUUCUAAAAAACAUUUAAUUGAUCGGCAUUUUAACUUGCUUUUUCGUUGUACAAGUUGGCUGAUAUUUUAAUUCAAUUACUAAAUUAGCGUGAUUUUUUUAAUUACAUUGAUUUGAUAUGCCGAAUAAGCUACGGACUUUUUAACCCGUUUCAAUCAGCUGCCAACAAUUUUACGAGUAUGUAUUUAGGUUUGCUAUUUUUUUAUAAUUUCGUUCAUUCGCAAUCAUUUAAUUUAAACUGAAAUAAGCUGCUGUUUUUCAACAUUUUUUAAGUUUCGUUGAUCUGACGCUUUUAACAAAACCAGAUUUAGUUGUACCAUCACUAGUCGCUGGCAUAUAAAAUAUAGAUGGUUCAGUCAGAAAGAUAAUCAAUCUAUAAAAUUAAAAGAAAAACAACUAAAAUAUUUAUAAAAUGUAAAAACUUCUAUCUAACACAGCUCUGUAUUGUAAUAUUGAAGGAGCUAAAUUGGAACAUAAAAGAAAUAUGUAUUUGAAGAUACAAGUUGAUAACAAAUAUAAACACUUAUUAGUUUGGUCCUAAAUAUUUGUUUAACAAAAAAACUAUGCUGAUAGCGUCUCUUCGUUCAUAUUUGGCACAUUGAAGAAAAAUGCCGGUCAUGUUAAACUUCAAAAUAUGUUUGAUAUGUUUACAUUAAAUGUACUACUUUUGCUUAAAAUAAAUUACAUAUUCAAAACACUUCAA